Molecule: messenger RNA, 2385 nt
Organism: Cuscuta epithymum
Lineage: Eukaryota; Viridiplantae; Streptophyta; Magnoliopsida; Solanales; Convolvulaceae
Source: the annotation of a GenBank genome assembly
GCCGGACGGAGCAUCCCGUCAGGCCGGCUGGACAAGAACGGCACUCUCUUAGUUAUAUAAGAAUUCUAAAUGAAGUGUUACUUUUAUGAAAAAGAAGCUAACACAAUAUCAGAAAUCAUGAGAGAGAACCUCCGGCUUCUCACUAAAAAUCCAGUGACCUUUCUGUGAUUCCGGCGGAUAUGUACGACGAGCCACCGCCAGAAUGCUCGUUUUUGUAUAAUAGGCGCAAUGAAGGUGGGUAUUCAACUCAAAGGCACAGUGCCGGGAAUCGUGGCUGUGGACACCCGUUUAUCCAGAAUGAGUACACCCAACCUUCAUACAGACGCCGGAGUAACACUUUUCGUAAAACGAACGAAGAUAGAUCAAUCUCGCUCAGCUUCAGAUCCAGGGAUCGAGACAGGAGAUAUACAAUCAUCAGAAAUUGGAAUAGGCAUCCUCAUAGCAGGUAUUACGAACAAUCAGGCUUUAGACCUAAGUACAGGAAUGAUGCAAAUUCAAGUCAACUCACACCUGGGCAUGAGCUCUACCCAAAAUACAUGCCCCGGGAAAGUUUCAACGACGUCUCUCUCUCCUCACACAGUCAAUUGGACCUGGGCUUUCGUCCUCCUGAACAAAAAUGCGACUGGCACACGGUCAAUUACAGGAGGCAGCGCUACCCUCACCAAGCUCAGCGCCUCACAAUACCUAAAUCAGACAUCAACUGCAGACCUACCUUUUCUAAUCGUUUUGAUUGUUUAGAUUUUGAAGAAGAAAUCUGAGAUUAUGAAAGACCCCCCCUCAGUUAUGCUAACGACCCUCGAUGGAGUCAAAGAGAAUUAAAAGGAAAUCAGAGACGUAACUUGGACGGUCGCAAUCGACAUAGCCGGAUAAUUAACUGUGAGGUGAAGGCAGGGGAAUUAAAUCUCGGAAAUCAUGUCGGUGACCGUGGUAUCCAGAGGUGACGACCAGCGAACGCUAAGCCGGAAACUCCAGUUGACUCAACGACUGAAGUCUUGCCCGAUAAACCUUCCGGUGACUGAUCCACAGCGACAGGGUCCCAGGAACCACAAACAGCUCUUAUCAGUAGCUCUGUAAACCCGCGCAAGGACAAAACAUUCACGUGGGCUGACCUACUGAAAACCAGCAACGACAAACGCUUAUCUGGCGAGGAAGCACAUGGUCACACUACUGGCCUAAGGAUGGGUGUUCCAUUCUCAACCACAAGCCAAAAGCUUUUGUCAACGGAUAAACAAAUUAUUUUAACAGAAGGUAACUUUUCAAUAGUUACCGCUGAUAGACACCACUCAGAGUCAACAAGUAUUUCCAAAGAUUCGGAGAAUUUCUCUUUUUUCGGUGAGAAAGGCUUUGACACAAUUAAAAUUGGUCAUACAAUUUUCAAAUUUGCGGUCAAGCACAACACCCUGACCAUUUUCGAGAUUAAAAAAUCUUGCCUGACCAAGAUUACCUUCAAUCUCAACUUGGCUCCACAAAUCAUUCGAUAUAUCUCUCAGAUCACGGGAAGAGACAAUAAUUAUAGGCAGCAAAGGAAAUUUGGACUUAUCACAAUUUCUUUGGAAUUUUACAAAUCAGGUCGUGCCUGAAAAUUUCUAAAGAAAAAGGAAGUUCCAUCUUGAUCCCAUCGAGCCCAAGAAAAUCCAGUCUGUUCAAUUUUUUGGCUAUCUUUUCAAAUUUUGUGGGAUUUUUUGAUUUAGUGUAGGAGGAGCCAAUGCACCUGGAGCACAAAAGGAUCUCACAAUUAGUGCAUGACGACUCAAUAUCUCUUCAGCAAGGGAGUAUGUUAGAAACGGAGGACCCCACAUCCAUAUCUAAACUGAUUUUUAAUUAUCAAAUCCAGGUAGCAGAUACCGAGAAUCAACAAGUCUUCUAUUCUGGGAAACAACCCCCAUCAUUUGAGAAAUAACUUCAAAAGCCACGCCUCCAAGCGUACUCUGAUGCCUCAGACGACUUUGACCACUUUGACGAUUCUUUUUUCACAGACGAUUUUCUAGGUCAUGCAAGCGAAAGCGAUCGUCGACCCCCUCUAUCAUACCAGGAAGAAAUUAAGAACUCCAAAUUCAAUAGAUCGAUAUGUCGUAAAUCAAAGUUGGUCACCUCAGAAAACUUCCCGCCGACAGAAAAUCUGAACACACAACUAAAGAUCUACAGGAAAUCUCAGAAGAAUAAAAGACGCCAUAGCAUGAGGACCAGAUCACAGUCCAGAGAUUUCCCUUGGCUCUAGUGUUUGUCUUUUUGUUUUUGUUUUCCUUUCUUUCUUGUUCUCUUUUUUUUUCUUAUCUUCUUUUUUUACUUAUCUUCUUGCACUGUACUUUUACUUUAUAUUUUGAAUAAAAUUGUUUUUCAACAAAAAAAAGAUAUCUUAGUUAUAAAAGAUAAUUUUGGAAAGUC